Molecule: messenger RNA, 783 nt
Organism: Angiostrongylus costaricensis
Lineage: Eukaryota; Metazoa; Nematoda; Chromadorea; Rhabditida; Metastrongylidae
Source: the annotation of a GenBank genome assembly
AUGUUCACUCCAGAGAAUGUGAAGAAACAAGUGAAAGCUUCGCUUAAAACCGUUCCAAUAGGUACAUCGCCAGCUGAAGUUCAAAAUGGACUUGAUUUUUACAAGCAAUUCGCAGAGCAAGGCCAACGUAUCCUACUCGCCAUCUAUCUGCUUGCCGAUACUUUUGACGAUGAGCAAACGUUCCGUGCUUACGUGCGUGAAGUGGUGAGCAGACAUCGCGACUUUCAAAUGGAUCCCGUAGUGUGGUCGGACUUUUUUACGGUGUUCGUUGAGUUUCUGGAAUUUCGCGAAGUUCUAACUGAUGAGCAAAAAGUUGCGUGGAACCAACUGAGCAAGCAAGCACAGUUGAACGUGGGAGUGGUGGAUCUUUGUUAUAAUUUGCUUAGAAGAAUUUUUGGCUUUCCAGAAAUAAGCUUCUUUACAAAUCAUCCUGAUCUUCGUGUUUAUUUCAAAGGAGCAGAAAACUAUACCGCUGAUGACGUUCAGAAAAGUGAGAGAUUUGAAAAACUCGGCAGAGGAAUUUUACUCGCCAUCCACAUACUCGCCGAUAGCUUUGAUGAUGAAGCAACAUUUCGUGCGUACGUACGCGACACCAUGGAUAGACACGUGGCUUUGAAAAUCGAUCCAGCACUUUGGAGCAAGUUUUUCGGCAUUUUCGUGAGCUUUUUGGAAUCUCGUGGUGCUGUGAGCGGUGAUCAGAAAGCUGCAUGGAAGCAACUUGGCGACAUGUUCAACGAGGAAAGUCAGAGCCAUUUGAGGGCAUGUGGCCAACCACACGCUUAA